CCGGGAGGCUCUUCCCGGCGGCCGGACCCACCGACUUCCCUUCCAGCCGAGGCGCCUCCUUCCGCUCGGCGCCGCGCGGCUCCGCUCGGGACGUGUCCGCGCCUCCGCGACCACCGGAGCCACUUUGGGGCGAUGCUGGGGCCGCCGGUCUGGGCGCUGGCGGCCGGCGUCCUGCUGGCGCUGUCGCCGGGCCGGGCGGGGGGCGCCCCGAGGGCGGGCCGGCGGCCGGCGCGGGCGCGGGGCUGCGCGGACCGGCCCGAGGAGCUCCUGGAGCAGCUGUACGGGCGGCUGGCGGCCGGCGUGCUCGGCGCCUUCCACCACACGCUGCAGCUGGGCCCGCGCGAGCAGGCGCGCAACGCCAGCUGCCCGGCCGGGGGCAGGCCCGCCGACCGCCGCUUCCGGCCGCCCACCAACCUGCGCAGCGUGUCGCCCUGGGCCUACAGGAUCUCCUACGACCCCGGCCGCUUCCCGCGCUACCUGCCCGAGGCCUACUGCCUGUGCCGGGGCUGCCUGACCGGGCCGCGCGGCGAGGAGGAUGCCCGGCUGCGCAGCGCGCCGGUGCUGGUGCCCGCCGUGGUCCUGCGCCGGGGCCCGGCCUGCGCGGGCGGCCGCGCCGUCUACACCGAGGAGUACGUCACGGUCCCCGUGGGCUGCACCUGCGUGCCCGGCCACGACGCGGACGCGGACGGCGCCCACGCCCGCGGGGCCCCGCCGGCCCGGCCCUGAGGAAGCGGGCGCGCCGCGCAUCCCGGCCCGGCUGCUGGAGGCGCCGCGGGGACCGCGCCUCGCACGACAGAGGACAGAUGCUCAGCCACCGUCUGUUUGAAAAAAGCGGACUAUCUUCUUGUUGAUUCCGCUGUUUUCCGUAGGGGCAGAGACUGUUUUUAUGUGAGCCAUUUUGAGCAAGUAUAUUAAAAAAAUGUUACUGGACAUGUAACCUCAUAUAAACAUUCAGUUCGCGCUGCCUCGGCAGGAGUUUUUAGAAGCGCGGGGGAGCCCUCACUCUCCAGGCCGCCGGUGGCCCACGGUCACCAGUGGACACGGCCGGACGCGGCCUGCCCUCCCCCUUGGGUGGCUCCGCUCCCCCCAGAAUCUCACGCUCGCUUUGUUCACAAGGAUGUGAACUGCCGCAGGUGUAUACAAUUAAAAGUUUUUUUCACUUUUGAAAGUUGGGGCGGGGGGGGGGGGGGGGGGCAGCAGUUUGAGGGUAAAAGGUAACGAGAUCUUUGCCAAUUCCCAGGAAAAAACCCAAACCUUGGCUUAGUUUUAAGGGCUUUAGGAACUAGCCAAAUAGGAGAAAGUGGACAGACAAAAUUUCCAGGUAUCAGGAGUGGAGGCUCUUCUGCAACUGCAGCUAAAGCCUUACUCUUUUCUUUAUGCUUAAUGAAGUCUGUGCCUGAACACAAUUAUUUGUAAAAGUGAGACGUUCUUAACCCAAACAGCUGUGGGUGAAGGGCAUGUGGGCUGUGUUUCUCUCUGGACUCUGCUUUAAUGGGCUUGACUGACUUUCAGAGGAAGCAAUACUGAGGGCUUUGCUUUAUCUUAAUUCUGCGGUUGAAGUUUAGGGAGAUCAACUGCAGAGCCAGCCUCUCUGCAGCGUUGUUUACAUGGUAUGCUCUCACCCCCACUUACAGUCAGCCUUGGUCUGAUCCGGACGUGAGGUUCAGGGAGAGAACUUUCAGUUUGUACUAAAUGUUGACAGAGGUUGUGCAUGAAAAACACUGCUGAACAGAAUUCAUAUUUUCCAAAUAAAAAAUUCAAAAUUGAAAUUGAUAGCUGUGGGUAGUUCUCUACAGUUUGGGGAAUUUUACUUGUCCGCUCAACCUUGGGGGAAAAAAGGCAAGCCUAGCGCUGGUGUAGCUAGAAUACAUUCUUGUCCAGAAAACAGGAGGUUCGGGUCAAUGAGGAAAUCCACAAAGAAAAAUUGCCUUUCAAGUCUUGCAUAAUAAUUUCAAUCAUCACCACUGUUGUGUAACAUUUUCCAGCCACUCCUCAAAUAUAAAUAGUGCAAACAUCAGAGGAGUGGACUGAAGGAGAGUAAAUGGCUUGCCUGGGGAAAGUACCGCUAUUCUGUUAUCUGUGAAUAAUGUUUCACCCUAGCUGUAAACAGGCAGCACUUCCCCAAUGGAAGAAUCAGCUUUCCCUUCCAAGCUCUAGAA
This is a messenger RNA of Hippopotamus amphibius kiboko, 2159 nucleotides long. RefSeq names its product interleukin 17D (gene IL17D). Gene Ontology annotation, biological process: inflammatory response. Gene Ontology annotation, molecular function: cytokine activity. The record is from RefSeq and is a predicted model, not a curated record. Bases 133 to 726 code for a protein of 197 amino acids. Lineage: Eukaryota; Metazoa; Chordata; Mammalia; Artiodactyla; Hippopotamidae. Gene Ontology annotation, cellular component: extracellular region. The transcript has 3 exons.